AUGAAUCCCAAAAUAACCGUAAUCAACCAUGAAAAUACUUCAGAAGUUGCCUUCCUAGAGGCGGCUGAGAGUACUUAUAACAACAUCGACAAUCCUAAUCCUACAGUGCUAUCCAUUAUAAAAUUGGCAAAAGAUGACAAGGAUAUGUCGGAUCACCAACAGACGUGGAUCAAAUCUGUACUGCCUGGAUGGAAAGAUACUAGCGCUAAAACCCAUCACAACGUUUCUACAAAUAGACAAGUUCCAGCAAAUGCCGCACAACGAAGAAAGCAGCAAUUUAAAUGA
Nezara viridula (southern green stink bug) is the source of this 285-nucleotide messenger RNA. Lineage: Eukaryota; Metazoa; Arthropoda; Insecta; Hemiptera; Pentatomidae. The record is from the annotation of a GenBank genome assembly.